GCUGAAGCAGUUGGAUCCGAGCGAGCAGAGGCAAAAGCUGGAGGAGACCAUGGCGAACUUCGAGCUGGCAACUGUCGACAGCAGUGACACAGGGGGCAGCCUGCUGCAUAAGGCCUGCCUGAGUGGAGAUGCUGUGGCAGCAACCGCAAUCAUCACACUGACAAACGGCGCAGGACAGAUGUCCCGCGAUCAGCAGGGCUUCUUACCAGCCGAUUUAGCAAUCCUUCACGGCCAUCGCUCAGCUGCGGCAGUGGCUUUAAGGGGCUUGCCCUUGGGCCAGCUCAACACCCUUUCUCUGCUGCUGUUGCCCCUGCUGCUCCCUGCAGCGGGCAGCGUACCUUUGCCUGAGCAGGCCUCUCUGGAUGCCGGACUCAGAGCCGCUGCCGCUACGGGCCGUCAGGCUGCGAUUCGGCUCCUUCUUGAAGCACGCGCAGGGGCGAAUGCUGCCCAGGACGAUGGCGCCACAGCUUUGCUGCUGGCCUGUCGCCCUGGCCACCGGGAGGUUGUCGCUGCGCUGCUGGAAGCCCGUGCUGAUCCCAACAGGGCAGCAACCAGCGGACGCGUCCCACUCCAUGCUGCGGCAGAAGCGGGCCGCACCGAGCUGGUAAAGCUCCUGCUACAGAGCCGUGCCAUUGUGGAGGCCUUGACUACGAAAAGUGCAAGCAGUCCAAUGGCGCUUGCAGCACGUGCGGGCCACUUCGAUUCUGUACAGGAGCUGCUGGCAGCCCGUGCUGGCCCACAGGGCGCUGCGGGUGCAUGGCCACCUCUGCUGGCUGCUGCGCAGCAUGGCAGGGACAGCGUAGUGGCGCUGCUGCUAAGUGCCAGGGCCUCCCCCAAUGUGCCGACAACGGAACCGCUCCGUGAAGCUUCCCGACGAGGACAUGCACGCACCGUCGAGCUUCUGCUAUCACACGGAGCAGAGGCUGGCGCUCCGAAUGAUCAGGGCGCCACAGCACUGCACCUUGCCUCACAGCAGGGGCGUGUGGAGGUCGUGCAGCUUCUCCUGGAACGCGGGGCUUCUUUAGGCUCCGCGACACGGGCUGGGGCAGUGCCCCUGCACGCAGCAGUGCAGCUCCAGCACUUGGAUGUGGUUCGCCUUUUGCUCGACGCACGCGCAGAUCCGGAGCAGGCAGUGGCCGAUGAGGAUGGCGGCUGCCGUCCAGUGCACCUCGCUGCCCAGCAGGGCUUUUACGAAUGUGUCCAGAUCCUUGUGGCUGCCCGCGCUAAUCCAGCGGCAGAGCUUCGCGGAGGUUUCACCCCCCUGACUCUAGCAGCUCGCGCUGGGCACGGAGAGUGUUGUGAGCUGCUGAUCGAUCUCUGGAAGCCGCAAGGCGCUCUGAAAGCCGUCGAUGCAUCCACAAGUACGGGCUGGACGCCACUGCUGUUGGCGGCAAAGGCCGGACACGUGGCAGCUGUGAGGAAGCUUUUGGACUGCGGGGCAUCAGCAAAUCUCCCAAGUCGACGGGGACGCACCCCGCUAAUGGUGGCCGUCGAGACACGCCAGGUGGAGGUGGCUGAGGUCCUGUUGCUCUUUGGGGCAUCCUUGAAACCCACGCUGCCGGGCGGGUGGACUGCCUUACACUUGGCCUGCCACGUUCCGGGCAACAAAGCCAUGAUUCAACAACUGCUGCGUGCUCGUGCGGAUGCCCACGCCUCCACAGAGGAGGGCUGGGCUCCGCUACACCUUGCGGUGCAGAGCCGUGACGAAACCAAUGUGGAUGCACUCCUGGCUGAGUCGUCACCGGCAGCACCGGCAGCUCCGGCAGCGCUGGAUGCCAUGGAGGCUUCGGAUGUCCGUGGGAAGGUGCUGCUGUCUCCACUUCAUGUUGCUGCAGAGGUGGGAUCCGUUGGUAUCGUGUGCUUGCUCCUGCAAAAAAGAGCCGUUCCAGUCGAUGCCGUUGCCGAGCAUGGCAUCACUGCCUUGCACCUAGCUAGCGGUGCCGGGCAGGCGGAAGGAGCCACCACGACCCCCUUGCCUGAGCCCUCUGCAGUGGCUGCAGUUGCAGAGGCGCUUCUGGAGCAUGGAGCCACCGUAGAUGCUGCCAUGGAGGGUGGCGUAACUCCGCUGAUGGUUGCAGCCCGGGUUGGGAGAGAGGCUGUGGUCCAUGUUCUGUUGGCGCACGGGGCGGAUGUUUUCCGAAGACUUGGGAGCGGCUGGUGUAGCUUCCUGCUGGCAGUGCGGAAUGGUCACGCGAGCAUUGUAAAACUCCUGGUGCGCCCGCAGCUCCUCCAGAUCAAAACCCCUGCGGGCCGCACCGCUCGCCAGUGCGCUGAGAAGUAUGGCCACCGUGAAACUGCUGCAGUAUUGCGUGAAGCCAUCGCCUCCGUGAGCGGCCCUGUAGAAAACAUGUGA
Symbiodinium pilosum is the source of this 2353-nucleotide messenger RNA. The record is from the annotation of a GenBank genome assembly. Lineage: Eukaryota; Dinophyceae; Suessiales; Symbiodiniaceae.